Messenger RNA from Lottia gigantea (owl limpet), 1236 nucleotides. RefSeq lists its product as hypothetical. The coding region runs from base 1 to 1236 and encodes 411 amino acids. The record is from RefSeq and is a predicted model, not a curated record. The transcript is spliced from 5 exons. Lineage: Eukaryota; Metazoa; Mollusca; Gastropoda; Lottiidae. Gene Ontology annotation, cellular component: nucleoplasm. Gene Ontology annotation, molecular function: nucleic acid binding.
AUGUCAGCUCCCAGUAGUCAUCAUAUUAGACAGAAUGUUUGCGCAAACCGUCCAGCGUAUAGAGAUGGUCGACAACCUAAAGCAGUAAAGGUGUAUACAGUGGCUCAAGAAUCAUGUUAUUUAUUGAUACAAGGUGUUCAAGCAGUAGGAGCUCAUACUGAUUUAAAUACUCUCUGUUCUGGGUUUGGGGUCCUCAAAUCUUUCCAAGCUCUAGAUGACUAUCCUAGUGAACAAUUUACAGAAGUUUAUUUGGUCCAAUAUGAACGAAUACAAUCAGCAAGAUAUGCCAAGAGAAAAAUGGAUGAUAUGUCGUUUUUUGGAGGAGUUCUGCAUGUUUGUUAUGCUCCAGAAUUUGAAUCUGUACAAGAAACAAGAGAGAAAUUACAAGAUAGAAGAAGACAGGUUGCUGCUAAAAUCAGGCAAAAUGAAAAAGAAAGAGGUCCUUCCAAAACCAUUGUAGAAGAUCUUCAAAAUCAACUUGAAAAAUUGGAACAAAAUUAUCCCAAUUCUAGCAAUAAUGUACAAAGGAGUGUCCACAAUCAUAAAAGCACUCUAAAAGACGGUCAAAACACAGUUUUGCGUGCAAUUGCAACAUCUGAAGUUUCUCAGCACGAGCAAAGAGUACCACCACUUCUCAACUACACUGAUCCUCAUAGUGAUUUGUCAACAGAAUUUCAUUUGCCCAAUUUUUCAAUCCCACCACCACCUCAAUAUGGGAUACACCCUCAUUAUGCUCCGAGACAUCACCAAGGUUACGGCUUUGCUAAUGUUCCUAGUGCUCACGCCACGUUACCCAUGUAUUUCGAUGAACGACUAUGUGACAAUCACUCCAGAGAUUCGGAAUUGAAGCAAAAAAUUUCAAAAGACGACUUGCAAGAAAAAACUAAAUCGGUGUCAGAAUCUCAUAAGAUAGUCAAAGGACUGGUAGUAAAAGACUAUAAAUCUAAUCAUCCAGUACCAAAGUUUGUUCCCCGACAAGCUACUAAGAACAUUAACAAGCCAGAUACAACUUCCAAGGUGAAGGACACUGAUAAAUUCAAUAAAGAGAUACGAAAGAAUGCUUUUACCUUGGGAGAACCCCAAGGUCCUGAGAAACCAGUUGAUCUUAAGUCUCAGAGUUUAGAUAUAACUAGAGAAGCGGUUGUUUCUGUGAACUCUUCAGUGAAAGAGAUUAGAAAGCAAGUUGCCAAGUUUUCCAGUGAUCCUCCUUUAAAGAAGAAGAAAAAGAUCCAGUGA